CCCAAAACAUCCGGUUAUGGUUUCAGCGUUUCGGCGUCUUUGUUCGCUGUGAGGACUUCUCUAUGGUGAUGGACGGCAGCAGUGGGACGGACGGAGAAGCGAAACCCUCAGCUCCAUCUCGCACCAAGAAGCCCGACAAGCCCAUUUACAUCCCCAAGGCCCGGCAGGGUGGAAACCAGCCUCAGCCCCAGACGGGAGGGGAUAAGAAACCUAAAGGUAAUCGACCCCGGUACACCGAUAAGUCCCGGAGAUACAACCCCAAGAACAAGAAGGAGAAAAGCGGAGGAGAUAAGAUAGAAACCGGGGAUGACGGGUUGACCAAGAGCGAGGACAAACCGAACGCCGAGGAAGGAGGAAAAGAGAAAGAUGAAGCCGGCGUGGAGGAGGAGAGACGAGACGAAACUGGAGAGGACGCAGGGAAGAGGGUGUGCACUGAGGACACGACUAGUGAGGUAAAGACCAGAGCGGCGGAGGAAGAUGGAGGACAGAAAGACAACAACAAUGACCAAGAGGAAGAGGAGGGUGAUAACUGGGAUGCUUUAUUCACUGACGAUGGAGAGUGUCUCGACCCGCACCUCCUGGAAGAGAUCUCGGAGAAAGCGGGACAUAACAAGGCGUCGGUUCAGGAGUCACGGUUCGACUACUAUAACUGGUCGCCAGAGGACGACGAGGUGGAGCUGCGGGAGGACGAGCUGUCUCAUAUCGUGGAGAUCUACGACUUCCCGACCGAGUUCAAGACGGAGGAUUUAAUACGAGCCUUCUGCGCCUAUCAGCAGAAAGGCUUUGAUAUAAAAUGGAUCGAUGACACGCACGCUCUCGGGCUUUUCUCCAGUCCCAUAGCAGCACGAGAUGUCCUCAGGACCAAACACCCCAUGCUAAAAGUUCGUCCUCUUUCCAAAUCCUCCUCAGCCACCAAAGCCAAAGCGCGUGCCUCCUCAGACUACCUCCUCCCAGCUAAAGAGCGUCCUCAGACGAGUGCGGCUCUCGCCCGGCGUCUGGUCAUUGGCGCCCUUGGGGUGAAGAGCGCGCAGAGCAAAGAGCAGCGCGAGGCCGAGAGGAACCAGCUACGGCAAGCCAGAGAACAAAAACGACUGGCGGCCAAGCAGCGGGACGACGCCUGGGAGGGGAAGUAAAGCUCACACAGCUCGGUCUCUCUCACACACACACACACACACACACACACACACACACACACACACACAAAAAAAAUUGACAUUCUUCACCGCGCUGUGAGUGACAUAGAGAUACAGGUUUCCAUGGCAACGAUUAUGAAACCAUGCAGAAUCAACAGAGUCUCUGUCAGGGUGUGUGUGUGUGAACAUUAAUAAGUUGCAGCUUAUAAUAAGGUGCACACACACACACACACACACGGAGCUGCAUCACUUGCUUCACCCUGCACGUGUUUGCGUGAGAUGGUACGACAAAUUCUCCCCGCCGACUGGAACAGUUUGUGUGGUGAUGUACAUCCCAUCCUGAGGCGUUGUCAUGGCGACAGAAGGACCGACUCCUGCAGGUGACACAGUGUGGAGGAACUAGAAGUUAGGGUUCAGGGAAAUUAAACUGACACACAGACUAGUAUAGGCCGCAGAAACAAACACACGUUUAGUUAAAGCCACUGGUUUCUGUUGUUUAAAAGUAAGGUGUGUGUGUGUGUGUGUGUGAGAGAGAGAGAGACGUAUUUUCAGGUUUUGUAAAUAAGGUUGUUUUAUAACGUUCAGCUUUAACCUCAAGACACCAGGCUUCUUUUUGUUCUGAUGCCAAAAGACACACCAGCGCGUUUGGACUCUGUGUGUGUGUAUUUACACGGUACCAGUCAAAAGUUUGUACACCCCUUCUAUUCUAACUCCAUGUGCUUUACUGAUUAUUUCUUUCUACACUGUAAAACAAUAUCGAAGGCGUUUAUCCAAAAACACGUUGAUGAAUGAAACAUUGAGGUGUAUCUGCUAAUCACGCUCUGUAAAUCCUUUAUAACGGCUCUAAUCUGAGGUGAUUUCUGAGGCUGUAACUCUAAAUGAACUAAUUCUCUGCAGCAGAGGUAAGUUCCGGUCUUGCUUACCUUUAUGAGAGAGUUUCAUCAUGGUGCUUGAUGGGUUUUUACAAACGCACUCGACACAAAACUGUUCUUAAAAGAAUUAUUGUAAGAACUGACAGUUGCUGUUACUGCAACAAAAAAAAAAACAGUAUUGUUUUAGACUGUAGAAUAUAAAACUAAACAUUUGACUGGUACCGUAUGAAGUUUUUAAAAUGCUUUUUAAUUAAGCCUUUGUAUCUGCCCUUUUGAGCACUGUUGUAAAGACUUGACUGUGAUUUGAUUAAUAUUAAAAAAAUAAAAUAAAAUCUUGGUCUCC
Molecule: messenger RNA, 2348 nt
Organism: Clarias gariepinus (North African catfish)
Lineage: Eukaryota; Metazoa; Chordata; Actinopteri; Siluriformes; Clariidae
Gene: r3hcc1l
Product: R3H domain and coiled-coil containing 1-like
Exons: 7
Coding region: 63-1133 (356 amino acids)
Source: RefSeq, a predicted model, not a curated record